Messenger RNA from Oldenlandia corymbosa var. corymbosa, 2727 nucleotides. NCBI's taxonomy places the organism in Eukaryota, Viridiplantae, Streptophyta, Magnoliopsida, Gentianales, Rubiaceae. The record is from the annotation of a GenBank genome assembly.
CGGCCGCCGUGGCCCCCGCCUAUCAGCACAGCUUCUCAUCUGCCACCAUUGCCAUACACGUGUCUCUUUACUUACACGUUGAGCGCUUCUCAUUGAUUAAUUCUAGAAUGUCACCAAUUUGUAUUUUCCUCUUUAAUUGGUAAAUAGAGUUAAUUAAUUUGCACCAAAAAGAAAAAAGAGUUAAUUAACUUUGUACAAAAUAAAAAGAAUUGCUAACUUUAUUCCCAAAUCUUCUACCGUACGUAAAAUCAUUAUCGAAAUAUUUCCCAAAAUUAAGAGACAUGAAAACCUCUUCUCUUAUCGGCUUGAAGUGAAAUAUUGUACCGACAACCAAACCUGAUCAUUACCGUUCAUAUUAUUUUAAGCACAAUUUUUCCCUUUUGGAUUGCCCGCAAUUAACUGGCAUCUUUAAAGCGAGAAGGUGCGCACUAAAGCAAUAAUUAGUCAUUGUUUAUUCAACAAAAGUACAGUUCACAGGUGGCUAGAUCCGUCAAACAUAGGUCGCCCCUGGUAAAUCCGAUUCAAUUGCUCUUCCACUCCUUUACCAAAGCCCUACUCCCAGAUACUCGAUUCUGUUCCAAAUUCCAAAACCCUUAUCAGAGUUUGCGGGUAUAUGUCCAUUUCUCCCAAUUCCAAAGGUGGAUUUUGGUUAAUGUGCAAGUUCCCAAAUCACAAUUAUCUGUUUCCAAUUCUCCGCCGGGCAGAGUUCGCCGGAAAAUCUUUUCCUUUCAUGUUUCCUCAUGCUUCCUAUGUCUAAUAGCCCUCCUCCUCACACUAAUUUCCAGUCUCCUUCAAAACUGAAAAUAACUCCAACAUUAUCCCUAGGCCGGAAGAUCUCUUCUUUCACCCAACUUCGGAAUUAUUUCUCUUCUCAGUUUCAUAACAUUCAUACCUCCACCAAAUGGCUUCUCUUCUUCAUUCUCUUCUUCCAAGUAUUACUUUUUUUCUUCCUUCGCUAUGGCCAUUUUGUCAACCAUUCUUUUCCCCGGAAAAGUCCCAUAGUCAUCAACCAUUCUUUUCCGGUCACCGUUCCUCCUGCUCCCAUUAGCAAGGCCCAGCUCCAGACAAUCUGCCCUUACGGCACAGUCUAUGUAUACGACCUGCCCCCAGUUUUGAACUCCGACUUAAUUAGAAAUUGCCACGAAUUGAACCCAUGGCACUCGUUCUGCGAUAAACUUUCAAACGACGGUUUUGGCAAAAUAGCCGUCGGUGGGAUUUCCAAGUACAUUCCGGAAAAUCUCAAGCACGCUUGGCACUGGACGGAUCAAUUUGCUUUGGAGGUCAUCUACCACAACCGUAUGAUGAAGUAUCCUUGCCGGAGUUUAGAGCCGGAAUCAGCUACCGCGUUUUAUAUCCCUUUCUAUGCUGGUCUGGCGGUGGGUAAGUAUUUGUGGUAUAAUUACACCAACGAGGACCGUGAUCGUCACUGCGAGAUUAUGCUCGAUUGGGUCACCAAACAAUCUCACUGGCGCAGAUCCAAUGGGUCGGAUCAUUUCUUAUCAAUGGGCCGUAUCUCCUGGGAUUUUCGCCGGAACGAAGUCAACACUUGGGGAUCCAGCUGUAUUUUCAUGCCCGGGAUGCAGAACAUCACGCGCUUGCUGAUUGAACGGCACCCUUGGGAUCCUUUCGAUGUGGGAGUGCCUUACCCCACCGGAUUCCACCCCAGCUCCGCCGCUGACAUGACCGGCUGGCAGGACUUCGUUCGUAGGCGGCGGCGGAAACACCUAUACUGCUUCGCGGGAGGCAAGCGACGUCGUUUCAAGGACGAUUUUCGAGGGCUACUGCUGAGUCAGUGCUAUAACAACUCGGACGUCUGCCAGGCGGUGGAUUGCAGUGGGAACAAGUGUUCCAACGGGACAUCCCGGAUUCUGGAAACGUUUCUGGACUCGGAUUUUUGUUUGCAGCCGAGGGGAGACAGUUUGACGAGGCGGUCGGCUUUUGAUUGCAUGGUGGCCGGCUCGAUUCCGGUAUUUUUCUGGUGGAGGACGGCUUAUCUGCAGUACGCUUGGUUUUUACCGGAGAAACCGGAGAGUUACUCGGUUUUUAUACACCGGCGAGCGGUACAAAAUGGAACUACUUCAAUUAGAUCGGUCCUUGAAAAUAUCAGCAAAGAGAAAGUGAAAAAGAUGAGAGAAAAGGUGAUCGAGUACAUACCAAAGUUGGUUUAUUCAAAACCAAAUGAGGGAUUUGAAGGCAUUAGGGAUGCAUUUGAUGUUGCGGUAGAGGGGGUUUUGAAGAGAAUUAAGGAACGGGAAUUUACUAGCUAGUAGAAAUUUUAUGUUUAGCUUUACACAUGGUGCAUUUAUACAUACCGGUAAACAUUUUCUUUGAAAUUUACAUCUAUAUUUUUUAUUAUUAUAUAAAGCAUUCAGUUGUAAAAAAUCAAGAGGAACGAAGACAAUACAAUUUAUCGCUUUCAUAUUUGGCUAUAGAAAGAACCAUUUGAAAGUUGUUACUAUGAUGCAAUCUCCACAUACAAUAGUCAAAGGCAAUCUCGGAGGAUAUAAAAUGUAUGCUUACCCCUAUUCGCUUCUGUUUGCGAUAACUCUUUUUAGGAUCAAACAUCGUGCUCUUUUUAGGAUCAAACAUCGUGUUUGUUUUAACGUCAACUUACAUUUUAUUUUGCUUUUUGAAAGUGGAAAAUGUUUCAAAAUAAAAAUUAAAUGAGAAAUAAAAAUAUUGUUUGGAUGUUGGUUUUAAAAAAAAGUAUUUUAAAUUACAUUUUGA